This is a messenger RNA of Vanrija pseudolonga, 1752 nucleotides long. It is a transcript of the gene GYP8, whose product is annotated as GTPase-activating protein GYP8. The transcript has 6 exons. Gene Ontology annotation, molecular function: GTPase activator activity. NCBI's taxonomy places the organism in Eukaryota, Fungi, Basidiomycota, Tremellomycetes, Trichosporonales, Trichosporonaceae. Gene Ontology annotation, biological process: endoplasmic reticulum to Golgi vesicle-mediated transport; positive regulation of GTPase activity. The coding region runs from base 10 to 1752 and encodes 580 amino acids. Gene Ontology annotation, cellular component: endoplasmic reticulum membrane. The record is from RefSeq and is a predicted model, not a curated record.
CAGCAUACGAUGAACGAGAAGGCCGGCACAUGGCUCGACGCGCGCGACAGGGCCACCGCGGCCGCUGUUGCCGCGCACGACGACGCGGCGCUCCAGCGGCUGUCGGCCGAGCCGGGCGGGUUUGGAUCCAAUGCGUCGCGGCGCGCAGCUUGGCGCGAGGUGCUGCAUCUUGACCGCGUCGAGGGGGGCUUUGCGACGCUAGCGACUGGGCCUCAGGUCGACGGUACGCCGACAGGUGACGCCACGCCGACGUCCUCAGCCCCCGAUAGCCCGCUCGUCCACGUCACGGUGCGCGACAGCUCGCCGACGGCGCAGACGGACGACGGGCGCCCGGCACACCGUGACGAGGGCCAGGUGGCGCUUGAUACGCGGCGGUCGUUCGUGACGUACCCCAAGGGCCUGAGUAAAGGCGACAAGGCAGCCAUGCAGGCCGACCUGCAUGCGCUCAUCGUGGCCGUGCUCCAGCGACACCCCGAGCUCAACUACUUCCAGGGGUUUCACGACAUCAUGACGGUGUUGUAUCUGACGUUUUUGGAUCGCACGCCAAGAGGAGGGGGCGUGGAGGAGGGGAAGAAGGCGGACACGGUCGACGAGAAGGCAGCCGCUGUCGCCGAGAAGGUGGCCGUUGUCGACGAGAAGGGGGACGUUAUUGACGAGAAGGCCGACGUUAUCGACGAGAAGGGGGGUGUUGUCGACGAGAAAGUGCCCGACGUCGACGAGCAGCCGUUCGAGGUCGACGAGGAGGGCCAGCGCCAGUGGGAUGAGCUGCUCGCGGCCGCCGAGGUCGUGAGCCUGUGUCGCGUGCGUGACGCCAUGGGAACGAGCCUCGGCCCAAUGAUGGGAAUGUUAAGGCUGCUCCGCCGUGUGCUCGCCGCGGCCGACCCGCAGCUGUACCGCAUCUCUGCUAGCAUAUCUCCCGUCCCGACGCUCCCCUUCUUUGCCCUCUCGUGGAUUCUCACGCUCUUCUCACACGACGUCGACACCCUCGAGCCCGUCCAGCGUAUCUUCGACUACCUGAUCACGCGCAACCCAAUCUCGGCAAUCUACCUUGCUGUGGCCAUCCUUGUGGCGAAGAAGCCACAAAUGCUGCGGCUCGCGGCGGCCCUCGGGCCCGAGGCGCGCGCGGACCCGUCGCUCUUACACCCCCUGUUUGCGCGCCUUCCGCCGCUGUAUCCCGACACGCCCGACGCACCGGCCCCGCCUGCGAUCGACGCCGCUACCGCCGCCGAUGACGACAGUGACAACGCCAACCCCUACACGCCGAUCGCGCUGAGCACGGUGUUCCUCCUCGCGGACAAGUUACAGGCCAAGUACCCGUGGGACGGCGCCCGGAUACGCGGGCUCGAGGUCAUGGGGCCGGGCAGCGUCACGCAGACGUACGGGCAAGACGCCGACGCGGAGAAGGGGAUCUCGCUGGAAGCAGCGGCGACACAUAUCGACAAGGACGUCAUCUUGCCUGGGGGCGACACGCUCGAGGACGAGGAGGAAGCGACACCGCCACGCUGGCCAGUGUCGUUGCCGCAACUGCCCAAGCUCCCCUUGCGCGUGCCGCCCAACCGCAUCGGCACCGUGAUUGCCUUUGGCGUGGUGGUGCUCGGUAUCGGCACGGCUUUGUACGGCUGGCGGGCUGGUGGUCCGCGGGCAAGCUGGGCUCAGUGGUGGGGGCUUGUGGCGCGAUCGUGGGCGGUCAGGAGUGUGGGCUUGGGCCACGGAGGAUUGGUUGGGGGGCUGGAGCGCCUCCGGCUACGAUAG